AAAUCAACUGUCAGCCUGUUCUGUCAGCUGGUCUCUAAAGUUUCAAGCGAUUUAUCUUUUUGUCUCGUAAAUAAAAAAUAAUUUUCAUAGAUUCAAGGCGGUAGAAAGAUUUUUUUUUAACAAUUAUGUCUUUUUACUUCCAUGUCCUCAUUCCUAGGUAAUUGCUUCAGUAGAUUUUUGGCAUCUUUAAAGGGUGCGGGGAGCGGCACUUAAUAGCCGAACCACAAUGGGGUCCCGGGACCGGGAUACAAAGUCGCUGCAGGACAAGCUGAAAGUGUUCUUCAAGAAAGGCGCGGCUCCGGCGCGAGGCGAGCUGUCGCUCACACCGGAGCUGGAGCGCGAGUUGUCGGCCGACACGCCGCUGCCGCGCCGCUUGCGCGCCGCGAAGGACCUCGCCGACCGCGCGCCGCACUCUCGCAUGCAGGACGGCGUGGCGGAGCGCGUGUGGCGCUGCACGCGGGACCUGCUGGAGGAGGAGGGCGCGGAGGCGCGCCACGGCGAGCUGGCGCUGCUGCGCGCGCUGGCCGACGCGCUGCAAGAGCGGCCGGGCGCCAUGCGCACCGUGCUGUUCCGCUACCUGCGCGAGACGCACGCCGGCCACGCGCCCGAGGACGCGGCGCCGCGCUUCCGCCUGCUGCACGCGCUCACCGGCAACGGCAAGAACAUCGCGUGCUUCGAGGAGCAGAUCGGAGCGUUCCUCGUCGAGUGGGCGCCCCGCAUUCAGCAACCGCCGCUGCUGGUGGAGUGCCUGCAGCUGGUGACCAACGUGGUGAAGUACAACGCGAGCUCGCUCGACGAGGACGUGGUGUGCGGGAUCGUGGACGUGGCGUGCGGCGUGUGCUGCGGCCGCGGCGCGGAGGGCGCGGUGGGCGCCGGCGUGGCGCUGCUGGAGGCCGUGGCCUCGUACUCGCUGCUGCCGCGCGCCGCGCUGCGGGCCUUCGUCGCCACGCUGGCGCGCACCGUCAACCUGGAGCAGCACGCGCAGAGCAGCUGGAAGCUGAUGCGGCAGGUGCUGGGGGCCGACAUCGGCUACGCGGCGCUGCACGAGCUGGUGGAGCUGCUGCACGAGGGCGACGCCGAGGCGGGGCUGGCGCGCGGCUGCGUCUUCUACGUCAGCAUGGCGCUGUGGGGGCCGCGGCGCGUGCCCACGCUGCGCGUGUCGCACCUGGCCGUGCUGCCCGCCUUCCUCAAGGCGCUGGAGCUGCGCGCGCCGGUGGUGACGUACGAGGUGGUGCUGGCGCUGCAGGUGCUCGUGACGCGCGCGCCGCACGAGCUGCACGAGCCGGCCUGGGAAGCCGUGCUGGACGUCCUGCGCGCCGUGCACGAGCACGACCGCGAGCUGCGGCCGCGCAACGAGCCGCUGCACGCGCGGCUGCACGCCGUGAUCACGAGCGUGGAGCAGCUGCAGCAGGCGGGCCAGCUGGGCGGCGCGGCGGCAGCGCUGCUGGAGCUGCUGGACGGCAAGUCGCGGCACCCGGUGCGGCGGUCCAACUCGUCGCCGGAGAUGUCGUCGUCGUGGAAGCUGCCGCGCGAGCCCGAGCCGGAGCCCGAGCCGCCGCGCGCGCUGCUGCCCGACGACCUCAUCCUGCUGCCGGCCGCGCCCGAGACCACGAGCGCGGCCAUGUCGCUGCACGCGUCCAAGAAGGCGGCCAAGAAGAGCGCCGACAUGCGCGUGUCGUGCGAGGCCAUCCCCGAGGAGAUGAGCGGCACGUCGCCGCUGCAGCCGGCGCCGCUGUCGCCGCCGUCGCCGUCGGCCGCGGCCGCCGCACCGGCCGUGCUCAAGACGGCCAGCGACAGCGCCGUGGGCGGCGACGACCUGCCGCCGCUGGCGCGCUCCAAGCGGUCCAACACCAUCUCGGUCAUGAGCCCGGCGCGGCGCGCGCGCGAGCCGCGCAGGCGCGAGGGCCGCGCGGGCGCGGGCGGCGGCGGCGUCACGCCGUCCUUCGUGUUCCUGCAGCUGUACCACAACAUGUCCACGUACCCCAUCACGCCGCCCGUGCCGGGCGAGGCGCCGGGCGCGCUGGACCCGCUGGCCGAGCGGCCGCUGCGCGUGGCGGGCGCGCAGCACGAGCGCACCGUCAAGAACCUGGACCUGGUGCCGCCCAUCGAGACGCACAAGGUGGGCGUGCUGUACGCGGGCCCCGGCCAGCAGGACAACGAGGUGCUCAUCCUGCGCAACGAGUUCGGCAGCGUCAGGUACGCGGACUUCCUGACGCAGCUGGGCACGCUGGUGUCGCUGGACGCGGCCGACGAGCAGCCGGACCUCUUCCUCAACCUCGAGAAGGGCGGCAAGGACGGCCGCUACACCUACGUGUGGACGGACGACGUCAUGCAGGUGCUGUUCCACGUGGCGACGGCGAUGCCCUGCUCGCCGAAGGACCCCAACUGCAACGAGAAGCGCAAGUACAUCGGCAACGACUUCGUAUCCAUCGUGUACAACGACUCCGGCGCUGACUUCAACAUUCACACUAUCAAGGGCCAGCUGAACUUCUGCAUCGUGGUGGUGGAGCCGUUCGAGCACGGCAUGAACCGCGUGUUCGUCAAGACCAAGGACGAGCGCAUCCGCACCACGUUCCUGGCGCACCAGGACACGUACGUGGUGUCGGACACCAACGUGGCGCUGCUGGCGCGCCAGAUCGCGCUGCACUGCGCGCUGGCGUCGCAGAUCUCGCAGUCGCUGACGCUGGGCGGGCCGGGCGCGGCGUACGCGUCCAACGCGCUGGAGCGCCUGCGCCUGAUCAAGCGGCUGCGCCGGCGCGUGGAGGCCGAGCGCCUGGCCGCGGCGGCGCGCGCGCCGGAGCCCUACAACGCGCCCUCCGACCUGCACACGCGCGUCGCCAUCGACGACUUCAACGACUACACCUAACGCGGGCGCGGCCGCCGGCGUCGUUCGCCACCCAAGUUACCGAUUCCCGCUAUUUCAGUUGAUCGCGAGUGGCUCUUUUUUCUGCGAGCCGACCGGGACAAGUGGGCCCGGCCCACGAGGCGAUCGGAGCGCUCCGGGAGCCGCCUCUUGUCGACUGUAUUCUAUGUAGCCGUUGAUUUCGUGACCGACGUUUUUGUAAUCAAAUAAACAAUAGUACAUUUUUAUGGCUCUAUCCUUUACGCCCCUGCACGUGCGCACGCUCGGCCUGUCCAGUUCAGUACAGACGCAGGUUUGGGUCAACACAGUAACGCGCCUUUCCUCGAACGUGCUCGGAAAUAUUCGCACUACCUCCCGUAAUCGUCUGUUCUUUUUGUUCCACUUGUUCACUUUAUCCUCUUUCCGCCGAUCUGAGGUCUGCCGUGCCGAUGAGUGCGUGGCCAGAGGCAAGUGUGGUUUGUCGCCCUCACAGUGCUAGCCUUGUCCGCGUAUGCGGGUAUCUACCGGAAUGAACUUCAGCUUUCACUUGCUGUUCGUGUGACACCAAUAAUUUCAAUAAUUCAUAAAACGACGAGGUUCACACCCCAUCACGCCACGUCUCACGAAAGGA
This is a messenger RNA of Hyposmocoma kahamanoa, 3473 nucleotides long. It is a transcript of the gene gig, whose product is annotated as tuberin. Gene Ontology annotation, molecular function: GTPase activator activity. The transcript is spliced from 13 exons. Gene Ontology annotation, biological process: negative regulation of insulin receptor signaling pathway; regulation of cell cycle; negative regulation of phosphatidylinositol 3-kinase/protein kinase B signal transduction. Gene Ontology annotation, cellular component: TSC1-TSC2 complex; cytoplasm; nucleus. Lineage: Eukaryota; Metazoa; Arthropoda; Insecta; Lepidoptera; Cosmopterigidae. Bases 227 to 2866 code for a protein of 879 amino acids. The record is from RefSeq and is a predicted model, not a curated record.